AUGUGGAUAAACUCUAACCUGCCAAAAUUUACUAAUGAGGUCCAGAGUAGUAUACCAGGUCAACUUUCGAAAGUCAACACACCACUUUAUUUUCCUAUUUUUGUUUCUGACCAAUACAAUAAAAGAUGCCCAUAG
This is a messenger RNA of Cetraspora pellucida, 135 nucleotides long. The record is from the annotation of a GenBank genome assembly. NCBI's taxonomy places the organism in Eukaryota, Fungi, Glomeromycota, Glomeromycetes, Diversisporales, Gigasporaceae.